AUGCAAUCCUACUUUGAUACAACUGAUACCGUCAUGAAUGCAUCAUUAUCAGUCUUUGUUUUUUGCCUUGCCUUGUUUCCUUUGAUUUGGGCUACCUUCGGUGACAAAUAUGGACGACGACCAAUGUACAUUAUUUCAUUCUUGAUCGCCAUCAUUGGCAUGGUGUGCUGUGCUGUAUCUGUAAACGUGACCAUGUUCAUUGUAUUUCGGGCAGUGAGUGCUGUGGGUGCAUCAUCUAUGCUUUCAUUGGGUGCUGGAACCAUUGGUGAUAUUACAAGUGCAAGUGAACGAGGAAGAGCCUUUUCUAUAUAUCAGAUGGGACCUUUAGCAGGACCAGCAUUGGGACCCAUCUUUGGUGGCUACCUUAAUGAAGGUCUUGGAUGGGAAAGCAUCUUUUGGUUUCUCACCAUUUUGUGCUUUGUGGUAUGGGUCGCCAUUAUCAUCUUCCUUCCCGAGACCCGCUACGAUGUCUCUAUGAAAAAGGAGCUCUCCUCAUCCGACUCAUCUUCCGAGAAAACAACCUCAGAACAACAAACAAAGAGCAACAACAACCAUCGGCGCCAUCGUUUCAUGAACCCAAUUGCUGCAUUAAAUUUCAUGCAAUACCCCAAUAUUGCCCUAGCGGUUCUGUUUCUCGGCAUACUAUUCUUUGUGUACUACUUGUUGAACAGCAAUUUCACUCGCAUCUACAACAAUCAAUAUGGAUUUGACUCCGGCACAGUGGGCUUAUUCUACUUGCCCUUAGCAGGUGGCUUCAUUAUUGGCAGCCUUGUUGGUGGUCGUUACUCUGACAGGUUGUAUAUGCGUCGUGCUGCCAAAUUGAAGGAAAUCAACCAGUCGCCCUAUCCAGAAUUACGCAUUGGCGGCUUCUUGCUUUAUGCUUGCAUGGUCGUAUUGCUGCUAGCCUACAUUGCAUUUGGAUGGUGCGUUGAAAAGGAUGUACACUAUGCCUUUGGUUUGGUAUGCGCUGGUAUCAUUGGUCUUUGCCUUGGUCCACCCAACACCAUUCUCCCAGCUUACAUUAUCGACUGCUUUCGUGAAAAUGGAGCCUCUGUUAUAGCCUGCAACAACUUCGUACGGUAUAUCCUAGCUGGUAUUGGGACGCUGGUGUCAUCCGAUAUGGCUUAUUCUAUGGGAUCAGGUCCACUGUAUACAUUUUGCGGUGCAUUGUUGUUUGUAUCCUCAGCACUAUUUAUCAUCGUGAAGCUAAGAGGAGAGACGUGGAGGCAAAAGCAUAACCAACAAAAGGCAUUGAAAAAGCAGCAAGAGGCAUCUUAG
Lichtheimia ornata is the source of this 1278-nucleotide messenger RNA. RefSeq lists its product as uncharacterized. NCBI's taxonomy places the organism in Eukaryota, Fungi, Mucoromycota, Mucoromycetes, Mucorales, Lichtheimiaceae. Bases 1 to 1278 code for a protein of 425 amino acids. Gene Ontology annotation, biological process: transmembrane transport. Gene Ontology annotation, molecular function: transmembrane transporter activity. The record is from RefSeq and is a predicted model, not a curated record. The transcript is spliced from 6 exons.